AUGGCCGAGGAAGCUAUCCCAUUGCAGCCGUUCAAAGAAGCACGCAGUCCGCGUGACAAGUCCCCUAGUUUAACUCCAGACUGGAAACCAAGAAACGGACUGUUGCAGUUUAUUCGGCACAAUCAAACCAUCCCAAUCGCACUCUGUGUCGGCUUCCUAUCUGCCAGUACAGCCAUUAGUUUCACGUGGUGGCUCAGUGGCGAGAAGCUUCAAUGCCCUGGGUGGGCAAGUGAUUGCUCAAUACCACCACAAGUGAAAUGGCUCAGAGACAACAUCGGUACUGUCCAAGGUCUUGUCACGUUCGUGUACGCUACAAGUCUGGCAGCCAUGGCGUACGCAGCCCACGCGUGGUCCGAAGCUUCGAUCUGGCCCCUACUUGCUCAGCGACCCUACAGUAUUGAACAAAUCGAGACUUUCCUGUCCGCCAGCCGCGGCUCGGUUCCCUCGACAGCGGUUGUCUUUCGCCAUGUUGCAAAUUUCGAUGCCGCGCUCGUCAUCAUAUGCACCGCAUUGAUUACACUUAUUCCACUUACAGCCGCUCCCCUCGUGGGCUUCGUCUUUCACCAGCAGAUAGCGCCUCUGCAAGCCAGGAGCAACUACACAGGUGGGGGUGGUACUGGGAGACACUUCUUACAAUACAACCCACCAGUAUCCCUUCUGGCCCCUGCAGUCGUCAGGUAUGCCUCUUGGGCUGAGCCGCUGGCUGAGGAGCCGAUGCAAGACUAUCGAGAUUGGUUCGUAGACAGAUACAAGCUGGCUGACAAAGGCAACCUUGCAGCUUGUGCAGUUAGGCUACAAAAAGCAGUCACCUGUCGAGGACAUCAAGUCGACGACGUCCAUGAAGGGAAGGUCUCCACACGAAUGCACAAUCGCACUUUUGAUGACGGUCAAAACCCAAUCCCGAGAGGGGAUAAGACUGUGGACCUGUUAAUGCGGCCUCAGCUAGCAGUUUGGGCGGACGACUGUCAUCUUCCAUCUUCCAGUCGGGCUCGUUCGAGACUCGUCUUCGCAUCUCUGAACGGCACAAUCGAGAAUGGGAUAACAGCCUAUGUGAAGCAUGACGAAAUCCAUUCGCUCGAGGCAGUCGCCUGCGACAUUGACAUCGAGCUGGUGGACGAUAUUCUUUGUAUUGGCGACGAGGGAUGCAGGGAGAAACACUCGAUAAACCAGACACUCACGUCGCUGCAAGACAUCUAUCGCAAAAACUCACUGAACGAGAUUGUGCUGUGGAUGGCCAUGGCACCAAUACUAGUCGGAGUGAGUGUAAGUGGUAAGCAACCGAUGUUCUAUCACUGGGGAAUGGCUCCUCUCCCCCAUCUAUACACGACGACUAUCGGGAAAGGAGACCAUUGGACUCUGGAGCAACUGGAACAUUUUAUCAAUGUGUCCAUCAGCGCAGUCGUUCAGGAGCUUGUUGUCAAUCAGCCGGCCGAGCAUGACGUGGAAAUCAUAUCACUCACCACGACGACCAAGUUGGAAAGUGACAGAGUCCGACUGCUCAUACUGCCCGUUGCUACGAUGCUAAUCGUGAUGGCUUUACUGGUUUCCUGGUCCGAACUUCUUCACCGGAAGUACAAGAUACCGCUCAGGCGGCUGGCGAGUCUCAGCGAGUUCUUGAAAAGCUGCCAAACCGCAUAUGUAGCCAAGAAGGCCGCCGCGGAUUCUCUCCAGGCCGAUAGGCCUUCCCAACUAGGGAAACUGAAAGUGAUGUUUGGCAGGUGGACCGGUCUGGAUACAGAUGAGAGCCUUAUUGCCGGACUGGGGAAUCAAGUGGAGAGCUUUUCUUCAUCUCGGCCGUCGAGACAUGCGGCAUCAACAUCGAGUCAAGAGGUGGCGACAUGA
This is a messenger RNA of Cladophialophora yegresii CBS 114405, 1842 nucleotides long. RefSeq lists its product as uncharacterized. The record is from RefSeq and is a predicted model, not a curated record. The transcript has a single exon. NCBI's taxonomy places the organism in Eukaryota, Fungi, Ascomycota, Eurotiomycetes, Chaetothyriales, Herpotrichiellaceae. The coding region runs from base 1 to 1842 and encodes 613 amino acids.